Molecule: messenger RNA, 2162 nt
Organism: Triplophysa rosa
Lineage: Eukaryota; Metazoa; Chordata; Actinopteri; Cypriniformes; Nemacheilidae
Gene: prc2
Exons: 14
Coding region: 90-1829 (579 amino acids)
Biological process (GO): microtubule cytoskeleton organization; mitotic spindle midzone assembly
Cellular component (GO): cytoplasm; spindle; mitotic spindle midzone
Molecular function (GO): microtubule binding
Source: RefSeq, a predicted model, not a curated record
CGUCGGAAGAGCGAGGGGAGUGUCAUUCAAUUUAUACUUAAGAUAUUAUUGAGUUUUUCGACGGAUUGGCGUGUUAAUAUAGUACAGAGAUGUCUUGCCGGCGAAGUGAGGCUCUGGCAUCCUCUCUUGUUACUGAGAUCAAUCUUGCAAUGGCCAAGCUUGUGGACAUAUGGGACAGCAUUGGCAUCAUGGAAGAUCAGAGGGUGGAGCGAAUGCAAACUGUGAAAAAGCAUAUAGAUGGUCUGUUGCAUUCUAUGAUCAUGGAAGAAGAGGCUUUAAGGCAUCGCAUCAAAACUGAUAUCUUUACAUCUCAGAAACAGCUAGAUACAUUGUGUUUAGAGCUGGCUUUGGAACCAUACAAACUGGAGGAAGGCCUUACAGUUCUGCAGUUGGAAAAGAAUCUGCGCUGUCAUGUCGAGUCUCUUCAGAAAGAGAAGGAUGACCGCAUGAGAGAGCUGAAUGAUCUGAGUAAGCGGGACGAGAAGUUGUGCGUUACUCUGUGUGCCACACCCUACUACAUCCCAACAGGAAGUGUGCCCUCUCGCAGCCAGCUCCAGGAACUCCAGGAGCACGUCGAGAAACUCAACAAGGAGAAGGAGGGCAGGGUGAAGGUGUUCUCUGGCCUCAGAGAGGACAUCAAGUGUCUGAUGGAUGAGAUGGGGCAUGAACCUGAGAGCAGCCUGGAAAAAGAUUCUAUCUGUCCCGAUGCUGAUAUCUUCCUGCUCACGCAUGACAACAUCAAAGCCCUCAAGCUGCUGCUUAGCCAGCUUGAAAUGAAAAAGGAAUCCUUGAUUUCAGCAAAAGACAAACUCAAGGAGCGAGCUACGAGCCUGUGGAAUCGCCUGAGUUGUCCAGAGCCGGAAGGCGAGGCAUUCCGAGAGGCUGCGAUGAGCACUCUCUCCGAUGAUAUCAGACGGUGGCGUGGAAUAGUGGAGCAUCUUGAGGAAAUGCAGAUGGCUCAGCUGGAGGUGGUGAUCGAUAAGGUCCGACAGGAGCUUGUGGUUCUGUGGGACAAAUGCAUGUUUGGCCCAGAACAGAGAGAGCCGUUCGACAUUCACUUUUGUGAUGAAACCACAGAGGAGCUGCUGGCUGUUCACGAUGAAGAGCUGCUGAGAAUGAAGGCUGUCUAUGAGACAGCACAGCCAAUACUGGAGGACCUGGAGAAAUGGAAGAGGAACUGGGCUUUUUUUCAAGAAUUUGAGAGGAAGGCUGCAGAUCCAGCUCGAUUUAGCAACAGAGGAGGAUCUUUGCUUAGAGAGAGUAAAGACAGAGCCAAAGUGCAGAAGCUGCUUCCAAAGCUGGAGGAGGAGUUGAGAGGACAAGUAGAAGACUGGGAAAACAAUAAGAGCACACCCUUCCUAGUGUAUGGGCAAAGAGUCAUGGAUUUCAUCUCUGGCCAAUGGGAAGAGCACCGCCAACAGAAAGACAAGGAGAAGAACGAACGGAUGACAAAGAAAGCAGAAACCUCGCAGUUCAAAACUCCAACGAAAAGACCUCUAGGAAUGAUGUGCGCCGCCUCCACUCCCACCCCCAAAAAAGUUAAAAAGACACCCAGUCAGCUGGCCCCUCGCUCAGCCACAGCCAGCGCUGGCAGUAGUACCAGCAGCACCAGCAGUUCAUCCACAUUUCUGUGUGUGCCAGGGAGGCCUCCACUCUCUACCAAGAGGAACAAGACUGCUGAGAGCAGCGCUGGGCCACGUACACCCCUGCAGGAGUUCAACAGCGACAAGAAGCCUGUGCCAAUGAGCUACACCGACUUUACCAGCGAGCUCUCCAGGAAGGCCAGCUUUGAUGCUUUUCUCAAUUCUACUGUCAGAGACAUGCUCUGAUCUGACAACUGUUUGGCUUUUAUGUAUUUAUUUCACUUUUUUAACGAAGCUUAGGUCAAAAAUAAUCAUGUCAGGGUUCACACUGCAGCAUAUGUGUUAACCUUCUCUCAGGUGUUUCUCUUUUCUACGUAUUAGCACUGAGCAGUGCAAUUAUUUUUCAAAUGCAUGUUUCCUCAAGGUCUUUGCUAGAUGUUUUGUUUAUUUUAGAUUGGUUUGUCAUUUACUUGUGUAUCUGCAUUAUGUAUAUAUUAUAAAAGGUCCAUUCUUUGCAUUUCUUUGUACAUACAGCACUUUUAAUAAAAAGCUUCUUUAUACAUUUCCAAUUAUUUUUUU